UGAUAUGGCAGAAAUUGACUGCAUACCGCAUUGCCGCAUGCAUAUGUGUCUGGCUGGAAGAAAAUGGACGUGAUUGAUAGAUCGUAAGGAUCGUAAGGUGAUAAUCCCUGCAAAAUAUAUAUUUAAAAGAAAAGCCAGUAGAAUCGGCCUUUCGAGUUCGCUCAGUUCGAAUUGACCAAAAAUGGUCGAAGUAACUGAAAAUGGUGUUCAUAAAAGCGCUAUUAAAUUAGUGAACGAUCUUAAUUAUGGAAAAAUUAGCGGAACUUAUCAUAUUGUUGUUGCCACUGUAUCGAUGCUGAAAGAAAUAAUCACGAGUUGUGAAUGGGGCACAGCCAAAAAACUUAUGGAAUUGAUAACUCUCAAUGGCAAGUAUGUCAUUGAUGCAAUUCCUUUGGAAGCUUGCGUCGGCAAUAUGGUACGCAGAAUAUUGCAAAUUAUUCGAGAAGAAUAUACACUGGAAUUAAAAAAUAAACCGGAAGAAGCUGAUCCACAGGAAUCUCUUCACAAAAUUUUGACUUCAGGCGGUGAUCAAGACAUUGACUUUAAUAUUUCAGUGCCAGAUUUGAAAUCGGCUUUGGUUGAGCAUGUCAAUGAAUUUGAAGUCGAAUUGGAAACAUGCUCUGGAAAUAUAACAGAACAAGCAUCAGAACAUAUUCACUCUAAUGAGAUUGUAAUGACUCUUGGGAAAUCUAAGUUGGUGGAGGAUUUCUUUAAAGAAGCAGCUGAAACUCGAGCCUUCGAAGUGAUAGUGGCGGAAGGAGGACCAUUUUUAAGUGGUCAAGAAAUGGCGGUCAAUUUGGCAAAGGCAAAAAUAAAAACAACUCUUAUUUCGGACGUUGCAAUAUUUGCCAUGAUGUCGCGUGUCAAUAAAGUUAUCAUUGGCACCCACACAGUGAUGGCUAAUGGAGGGCUCAAAGCACUCACAGGAUCGCACACAGUUGCCCAAGCUGCUAAACACUACUCUGUCCCAGUGAUGGUAUUACUACCACUUUAUAAAUUGUCACCACUUUAUUUAUGCUCGUACGAUCAAGAUGGAUUCAAUAGACACGCGGCGCCGACUCAGGGAGUUAUAGACGGUGCGAAUGCGCCGCUUAUGGAAAAAAUACAGGCAUACAAUCCAGUUUUUGAUUACGUUCCACCAGAACUCGUCACGCUAUUUAUUUCUAAUACAGGUGGGAACGCACCAUCGUACAUUUAUCGAUUGCUGAGUGAACUGUAUCAUCCGGACGAUUACGAAUUAUGAUACGAAUUCGGUGCAACUCACAACUGUAUACAAUAUAAAUUAAUUGGAUACCAAUCGCGACUAUGAAACUUUUUACCGCUUGUAUAAUCUAUGAUUUAUCAUGUGGAAUCUGGAUACCAUUUUAUUGUCAUUAAAUUAUUUUCCCAGAGUUGAAAUAUAUUCAAUUUCUUUUGAAAA
Venturia canescens is the source of this 1420-nucleotide messenger RNA. RefSeq names its product eukaryotic translation initiation factor 2B subunit beta (gene eIF2Bbeta). Gene Ontology annotation, molecular function: guanyl-nucleotide exchange factor activity; translation initiation factor activity. Gene Ontology annotation, cellular component: eukaryotic translation initiation factor 2B complex. The record is from RefSeq and is a predicted model, not a curated record. The transcript is spliced from 6 exons. Bases 182 to 1243 code for a protein of 353 amino acids. Lineage: Eukaryota; Metazoa; Arthropoda; Insecta; Hymenoptera; Ichneumonidae. Gene Ontology annotation, biological process: translational initiation.